AGAGUCCGUGGAAAAUCAAUCCACAAUGACCGAGUUUACUUGAACCCAUAGCAAUACGGUCCAUAAUGCGGGCAAAUGGGGUUCAAGGUGAGCCUUACGUGCAUACGAGUUCGCUUGUACCCGGUUCGUACUUGCACCGGGGUCUAUAAGGUCCAACUCCAACGCUGUUUUCGGUUCAAAAUCGACCUUAUUGCAUGGAGAAAUGCUGGAUUUGCCGGUACAUUGUUCUACUACCCGUCAUCGCACAAAUCAGCUGAGUUGUUUAUACCACCAGAAAGUGUACAGCGUCCAGAGCUAUAGUAUGUGAGCGGUGUGAGUUUUCCCAUUCACGAGUGAAACGCUAUCGUGUGAUCGGUUUUGAAAAUUAUAGUGUGGCAGGUCAGUUCGUUGACCACAACCUGGAGUCCUAGAGUCUUUGAUUUUUCUGGAUCACGUAGAAUGAAUUCAUGACAACAGUUUAGCUGCCGGUUCUCAAAAUGGACGACUUGAAAAGUGUUAAGAUCCAGAUACAACCGUCUGCCGAAAGUCCAAUACAAUCAGUAUCUUAUAAAGUAAACGAGGCACUGAACAAUGCAUGUGAUAUAAGUGAACCACAUUUCAACCCCUGCAAUGGCCAAGCAUCGAUGACAAUAAGUACCAACGGCGGUACCUUACGAAAGGUACCAAACAAGAAUAGCCCUGGCAGUUACAAGAAACCAACAAUCAUGUUAUCACAUUUACCGAAGAGACCCCCUGUUGAUAUACAAUUCAAUGAGUUGUCUUAUUCCAUAUCAGAAGGGAGGAAAAGGGGUUAUAAGACCAUAUUGAAAUGUGUGAAUGGUACAUUCAAAUCAGGGGAACUAACAGCUAUUAUGGGACCUUCUGGUGCUGGAAAAAGUACCUUGAUGAAUAUAUUGGCAGGUUAUAAGACCUCGAACUUGACUGGGUCGGUUUUGAUCAAUGGAAAAGAGAGAAGUCUAAGAAGAUUCCGUAAAAUGUCUUGUUAUAUCAUGCAAGAUGACUGUCUGUCCCCACAUCUGACAGUAAAAGAAGCAUUGAACGUAUCUGCCAACUUGAAACUGGGAAAAAGCAUCAGCAGAGCCGAGAAGAAAGUUGUCGUCAACGAAGUGUUGGAUGCCCUCGGCCUCAAAGAAUGUAUAGACACUCACGCAUGCAGCCUUUCUGGGGGACAACGAAAAAGGCUCUCGAUAGCUCUGGAGAUGGUGAACAAUCCUCCAGUGAUGUUUUUCGACGAACCUACCAGUGGUUUAGACAGUUCUACUUGUUUUCAGUGCGUGUGUUUGUUAAAAUCCUUAGCUAGAGGUGGAAGGACUAUAAUUUGUACCAUUCAUCAGCCUUCUGCGAGACUUUUUGAAAUGUUCGAUAGUUUGUAUAUUUUAGCGGAAGGCCAGUGCAUUUACAGGGGGGUGGUGAAUGGGUUAGUUCCAUUUCUCUCUUACAUGGGCUUGAAUUGUCCAAGUUAUCACAACCCAGCUGAUUAUGUAAUGGAAGUGGCCAGUGGGGAGCAUGGCGACUAUGUUCCAAAACUUGUGGUAGCAGUUAACGAAGGAAGAUGCGCCAAAUCGCUUCAACAGCUGGCGUUGGAGCAAGAAGCGCUUGAAGCCAAAAAAAUUACGAACGACAUCAGCAAACACCAAGUGACCCCAGAGUCCAUCAUACAGAACGGUAUUAUGAAAGGAUCCACACAUGCACCUACCUGCACCACAUCUCUCUUGGACUCCUCCGAUAAUUUGGCUCAGUUGGGACUGCAGAGCUUUCCAGCUUCUGGACUCCUGCAGUUUUGGAUUUUGCUCAAAAGGACGACGUAUAUAAUAUUGAGGGAUAAAAUGUUGACAAGACUACGAUUGUUAUCGCAUGUUGUUAUAGGAAUUCUGCUUGGUCUAAUUUAUUACGAUAUUGGAAACGAUGCUGCCAAAGUUAUGAGUAACGCUGGUUGCCUAUUUUUCAUCACGUUGUUCACAAUGUUCACAUCCAUGAUGCCAACUAUUUUAACAUUCCCAGUGGAAAUGUCAGUGUUCGUGAGGGAGCAUCUGAAUUACUGGUAUUCUGUUAAAGCUUAUUAUUUCGCCAAAACUUUAGCCGAUAUACCCUUCCAAAUUGUGAUGACUAUGGGUUAUGUUAUGGGAGUUUAUUACCUCACUGCCCAACCUAUGGAAUUCACUAGGUUUUCUAUGGUGCUAAUUAUUUCUGUUGCCACUGCUCUUGUUGGACAGAGUUUCGGACUUCUUGUGGGUGCUGCUUUCAGCAUAGAGAGUGGAGUAUUCCUUGGACCAAUAUCCACGAUUCCUAUGGUACUAUUCUCAGGCUUCUUCGCUAACUUGGACGACAUACCCUAUUACCUGAAAUGGCUGCCCUACGCUAGUUACGUUAAGUACAGUUUCGAAGGGACUAUGAUAGCCAUGUACGGUUUGAAUAGGCAAAAACUGGAAUGCAACAUAGAUUACUGCCACUUCAAGUACCCAAAGCAAUUCCUGGAAGACAUGUCAAUGAAGGACGACAUGAACACCUUCAUCUUGGACGUUUCUGUGCUACUUGCCAUUUUCUUAACGUUGAGAUUUUUCACUUAUUUCGUGUUGAGAAUUAAAUUGCGUCAGAAUCGAUAAGUUCGGGUUGAAAUUCUUCUUGGCCAUUGGAAAUUGAAUGAAAUUUUUGGAAUUGAUGGAUUUAGAACUAUGCAUAUACAUUCCAGCAAUACGA
Molecule: messenger RNA, 2697 nt
Organism: Coccinella septempunctata (seven-spotted ladybird)
Lineage: Eukaryota; Metazoa; Arthropoda; Insecta; Coleoptera; Coccinellidae
Product: ATP-binding cassette sub-family G member 4-like
Exons: 8
Coding region: 477-2603 (708 amino acids)
Cellular component (GO): plasma membrane
Molecular function (GO): ATP binding; ABC-type transporter activity; ATP hydrolysis activity
Source: RefSeq, a predicted model, not a curated record